This is a messenger RNA of Girardinichthys multiradiatus, 1764 nucleotides long. RefSeq names its product Purkinje cell protein 4a (gene pcp4a). Gene Ontology annotation, molecular function: calcium ion binding; calmodulin binding. Bases 742 to 990 code for a protein of 82 amino acids. Gene Ontology annotation, cellular component: cytoplasm. The transcript has a single exon. Lineage: Eukaryota; Metazoa; Chordata; Actinopteri; Cyprinodontiformes; Goodeidae. The record is from RefSeq and is a predicted model, not a curated record.
CUUUCCCCACGCCACAGCGGGUCAGCACCGCAUGCAUGGAGCUUUGCACUGCAUGGCCACUUUAAAGUAUGACUAAACAACUCACCUUUGAGCAGUUGAUGCUAGAUGAACUGGAACCCCAUUUUCUAAAUAAAGAAUAUUUUCUGUUUCAUUGAUCAUAUUGUCUGUAUGUGUGAGAACAUUCAACUCUGAUUUAGGUCCUACAUGUACACUCUUUGAAUCCUUUGAAGCACAAAGAAUGAGAUUUUUCUUUAUUUUAUAAAGUGUACAUACACUUUUAUCAUUUCAAUAAAGUAACCCAUGUCUGGCUGCAUUUUAGGUGUAAAGUAAAAAUUUUAACAUGUUUUGGGUUGCCUUUGCUUUUGCAUCUAGCCAAUCAGAAUUUAGCAUAGAUCACCAUGUGUGUGUUUCUUUUAUUUUUUAGCGGAGAAGACAGUCUGUCUUUGAAAAUGCUUUCUGCUGGUGUUCUAGCAGUUUCCAGUUUGAUAGGUUUGGGCCUUCAUGGUUCCUUGGAUAUUGUUGACAAUUUUGAUGAAUUUCCUGCCACAUUAACACAAAAAAGGGUUCCAAUAGAAACCUUAGUCACACAUAAAAACUGAGUUCCAAUGGGUUAACAUUAAGCUUCUAGAAGGGCAUCCAUCUGAUUCCUUUCAGACAUUUGUGAACUAUUCUUCAACGCAAUUGGAGUACAUAGCCUGUGCGUAUAAUUUCCACCCUGUGGUUUGGAAAAAGCUGCUAUAAAUGACUACUAGUGCACCCAAUCCAUGUUUUAAAACAAUCACUGGAACUAACUGGAGAAAUAAAAUAAACCCUCUUCCUAAGUCCAUCUUUUUACUCUUUCACUUUCUCUCUACCCCAGAUGAACAGAAGAACAAACUCCCCCUGGACUUCGACAUCGACAUGGAAGAUCCAGAGACCAAGAAAGCCGCCGUGGCCAUCCAGUCUCAGUUCAGGAAAUUCCAGAAAAAGAAGCAGGAUGUGAAGUCAUAGAAUGUUAUCACACUCAUUACACUCCUGAUAUGGUCUUGGUGUUGCAUGCUAUUCAAAUUGCACUGUCCAGAGUUGGGAGGACAGAAGGCUGAGGAGGGAAGGGGGUCCCUGAGGUGUGUUUGGCAGGGUGGGCUGAAAACUAUGAUUGUGAAAGUCUGUGUAAAUGAAUAUGUUUAUUUUACAAAUCCUAAACCUCGCAAACUCUUGAUGUAAGUAUUUAGCUAUGUGUUUGUUUUUUUUUUUUUACUUUAGUGAUACUUCAGUUGUGGCUGUAGAACUUUUCCAUUGAGCCACAUUGAUUCCAAUAGAACCAUGUAAGCCACACAUUUUUGUCAUUGUUAUUAAUUGGGAAUUAAUUGUUAUUAAUUGGGAAGUCUGUCUUUCGAGGAGAACAGAAUGCCACGGUCAGUUCAGAUUAUUUAUGAUUUAAUUAAGACCUCAAAUAAAAACUGUUUAGGACCCACUAAAUGUCUGACAAGCUAUAAUUGUGGGUCACUUUGGCUUUUGCUUUCACGCUGCCACAAUGCUAUCUUGUUCUCACGUGAAUGUUCUGCUGUCCCUUUUGAACCUAACCCUUCAACGGUGUGUGAAAUACUGUGACUGUAUAGUAACUCCUUUUCUGUAUCUUCUUCUUGCUACAACAACUGAUUCAGUGUCACUAAAGAGUUUGUUUGUUUAUUUUACUGUACAAGCACACAGAAUUACGCACGCAAGCUUGCAUACAUGCAGCAAAAAAUCCCUAAUGAAGAAAAUAAAAGUCAGUAUAACGAGUCA